Messenger RNA from Lytechinus variegatus (green sea urchin), 1533 nucleotides. RefSeq names its product E3 ubiquitin-protein ligase TRIM71-like. The record is from RefSeq and is a predicted model, not a curated record. The transcript has 2 exons. Gene Ontology annotation, molecular function: protein binding. Lineage: Eukaryota; Metazoa; Echinodermata; Echinoidea; Temnopleuroida; Toxopneustidae. Bases 249 to 1406 code for a protein of 385 amino acids.
GGCUUCAGCGGGUAGUGCCAUCGGGCCGGGGUAUAUUUGUAGUUCAUCCAGUAUUGACCUACCAUGUGUGUUGAAGUUCAAAGUCUAGACUCUUCAUCACAUGUUCUUGACGUCACUUGUCCCCAUCUAGCAAUAAUUGUAUUUCAUGAUAACUGUGCAUGUUUUCAAGCCACGUCAGUCAGUUUGAGAAAAGGGGUAAGCAACUUCGAGUUGGCUGAUAAAAAAAAGGACCUAAUCAGAGUGUAACAAUGGCGUCAAGAAUGCCCUCUCCUGUCCCCGAUGCUUCGAAAUCAACAUUACAACUACCAGCAGCACACGCCACAGUUGGAUCCAAGGUAGAAGUCCAUUUAAUCUUGCGCGGAAGCAGAGGGAAUCCAAUGGUUGGAACUGGUUUGAUGUCAUCUGUAGACGGGGUUGUUGAGUCACCCAACGGCCAAUGUUCUCAGCGUAUCCAGUUCCCUGAUACAGUACCAGCUGGUGGUGUUUGUAAGGCCUUAGUUUGGCUUAAUCAUGUAGGUGUCCAUCACGUCCACGUGAAGAUCUGCGGCAGUGAAAUCAAGGGAAGUCCUGUCAAGAUAGUAUCAGGGGUCCGUGGUAACCUCUUAAAGACCUACAAGCCGCCGAUGAACCAACCCCAUGAUAUCAUCAAGCAUGAGAACAUUUUUGUAGUUACGGACAAGUCCAACAACCAGGUUCAGGUUUUUGAUUCGGAAUUCCGCCCUGCCAACAAGUUCUGUUCACCCGAAAGUACCGACAUGGGAAAGUUUGAUCCAUACGCUGUUGCCUGGACGGGGGAAACGUUCGUAGUCACUGAUCUCAACAAUCACUGUGUCGUCGAGUUCAAAAACUUUGUCCCGUUUCAGGUUUUUGGUAAGGAGACGCUUCAGAAACCUUGCGGGAUAGCAGUGGGAAAAGAUGGCUCUGUUUACGUGGCGGACUGUCAAAAGCACUGUAUCUUUCAAUUCGACAAACACCGAGAAUGUACCUUCAUCAUUGGGGGACACGGGUCAGCUCUGGGACAGCUCAGCGCUCCUUGGUUUCUGGCCAUCAACUCAAAGGGUAACCUGGUUGUGUCCGAGUUCAAAAACCGAAGGGUGCAGGUUUUUAAUCCGAAAAAGAGACAGCCAGUUCGCAUCAUUGACGUCAAACAUAACGGCAAGGCUUGGGACUGUCGUGGGCUUGCAUUGGACCAGAACGACAAUAUCUACGUGACUGUUCGGAGUGGUUUAAUGCGAGGAUGGAGUGCUGAGCGCGUUCUGGUUUACGCCCCAAAUGGAGAUUCCCUCGGAGCUUUUGGAGAAGGAUUCAAUUAUGUUCGCGGGAUUACCGUCACCCAAAAAGGCGAAAAGACACUUGCUUACGUAGUGGAUGGUGCUAACCAUCGCAUCGUGGAGUAUGAAAUGUAAGAUAUAUUCAGUAUAGAAGUAUAUCACUACCAUCAUAAUCAAAACAAAUAUAUUAGCUACUUGCAAUCAAUGCACUGGAUACGAAGUGAUAAUAAACUCGACUUUUAGAGCUAUUUCCAAAGAUUUA